AUGGUGUUGUUCGUGCUGUACGUACAGGCCGAGCUCGAGAACGUCGAGACGCUGGCCGCCCCACCUCUGCAUCGCUGGUGCCUUGAUGUGCAAGAGCCACGUAGCGAUGAGACACGCGAGGGCGUUAUGGUCUCGGACGAAGAGGGCGUGGACGUGGCAGGUGGUCGUGGUCGCGUGCACUUUACACUCAAGUGGCCUGGCGCGCAAAAGCCGUCGCAGUUGACGGUCAUUCGUGACGUCAAGAACUUGACGCGUCACGUUACAGGCGCUGACUCGGGCGCAUUCGUGCCCUUUGUCGGGUUCGAAUGUCGAGGGUUGGAGGUUUCGGCGUGGCAUCCGGAGAGCGGCUAUCGCGUCAUAUCGAAAGGACGUCGCGCAGUCUUUGAAGACGUGGAUCUGAGCGACGAUUGGGCUGAUUAUGACGAGGAUGGAGAGCAAUCGGUUGGUGUGUAUGGAGUCAAGUGGAAGCUCGAGGUGCACAAGUAA
Molecule: messenger RNA, 486 nt
Organism: Peronospora matthiolae
Lineage: Eukaryota; Oomycota; Peronosporomycetes; Peronosporales; Peronosporaceae
Source: the annotation of a GenBank genome assembly